This is a messenger RNA of Hyposmocoma kahamanoa, 2274 nucleotides long. Its product is annotated as uridine-cytidine kinase-like 1. The coding region runs from base 1 to 1485 and encodes 494 amino acids. The record is from RefSeq and is a predicted model, not a curated record. The transcript has 11 exons. Gene Ontology annotation, cellular component: cytoplasm. NCBI's taxonomy places the organism in Eukaryota, Metazoa, Arthropoda, Insecta, Lepidoptera, Cosmopterigidae. Gene Ontology annotation, molecular function: kinase activity; ATP binding.
AUGGCUGGGAAGCUGAACAAAUUCGAAACCCCCAGCUCCGCGAGCUCUGAUAGCGACACGGAGCUGGCUCUCGAGUUGAGCGAACAAGUGUUCCUGGAUGAUGACGAGUACUCGACGCGGGCACCCGCCUCACCCACCACCGUGCCCAACGUGCGCCCUUACAGACCUCCUUCCACAGGCAUCUGCGGCGCCAGCGCAUCCGGGAAAACUACAGUCGCGGCCAAAAUCAUAGAAUCUCUGAACAUACCUUGGGUCACUAUAGUCAGCAUGGAUUCAUUUUAUAAGGUGUUGAAUGAGAAGCAGCACCAAGCGGCUAUGCGUAAUGAAUACAAUUUCGAUCAUCCGGACGCCUUCGACAUGGAGCUCCUCAUCUCGAUGCUGCAGAGGCUCAAAGAAGGAAAGAAAGUCGAAGUGCCCAUUUAUAACUACGUCACGCAUAGCAGGGAGAAUCGCACUAAAACUAUGUACGGCGCGAACGUGAUAAUAUUCGAGGGCAUUCUGGCAUUCUACAACGCUGAAGUGGUGAAGAUGCUGGACAUGAAGGUGUUUGUGGACACCGACGCGGACAUACGGCUUGCCAGGCGGCUCAGGAGGGACAUAGUCCAGCGCGGCCGCGACCUGGAGGGCGUGCUGAAGCAGUACAUGUCGCACGUGAAGCCCGCUUACCAGAGCUACAUCGCGCCGUGCAUGGCGCACGCCGACAUCAUCGUGCCGCGCGGGGGCGAGAACAAGGUGGCCAUCCACCUCAUCGUGCAGCACGUGCACAAGCAGCUGCAGCUGCGCGGGUUCAAAGUACGCGAGAAACUGGCCGUGGCGCACGUGGGGCAGCCCGUGCCUGACUCCUUGUUCGUGCUGAAGGACACGCCCCAGGUACAAGGACUGCAUACGUUCAUCCGCAACAAAGACACGCCCCGCGAUGAGUUCAUCUUCUACUCCAAACGCCUCAUGCGGCUGGUCAUCGAGUUCGCAAUGUCGCUGCUGCCUUACUCCAGCCACAGCGUCGAUACGCCUCAGGGAUUUACCUACAAAGGACGCAAAUGUGAUGUGGAGAAAGUCUGCGGUGUAUCAAUCCUCCGAGCUGGGGAGACGAUGGAGCAAGCCGUUUGCGAUGUCUGCAAAGACAUACGCAUCGGGAAGAUCCUCAUUCAGACCAACCAACAGACUGACGAGCCCGAGCUGUACUACCUGCGCCUACCCAAAGACAUCAAGGACUACCGCGUGAUCCUAAUGGACGCCACGGUGGCCACGGGCGCCGCGGCCAUGAUGGCCAUCCGCGUGCUACUGGACCACGACGUGCCGGAGCAGAACAUCAGCCUCGUGUCGCUGCUCAUGGCCGAGAUCGGCGUACACUCCAUCGCCUACGCCUUCCCCCAGGUGAAAAUAGUGACGUCAGCACUGGACCCCGAAAUCAACGAGAAAUUCUACGUCCUACCGGGUAUCGGCAACUUCGGCGAUCGCUACUUCGGCACAGAACCCGACGAAUGAGACAAAAUAUACGGCAAACGGUAGGUGCGAGGGAGACAGAUUAUGUUUGUCGGUACCGCUUCAACGCGCUAAUGUACGUAGUAACUACGUUAUCUAUAACUGUUGCUUUCACGUAACGAACCUCUGUUUUAGUAAAAACUGUGCGCUCGUAAGUUCAGAGAGAGAUCUGGAUCGAUCGUGCGCAAUUACGCGCAUUUAACUUCCAAAUUAUUCUUUACACUUUUGUCCGUAGUCGAAUGGAGUAUAGUUAUAUGAGAGAAGGAAAAGUAAUGUUUCUUUUUCUUUUGUAUAUCAUUCUUUCAUUUGUGACUGUAUGUGUUUGUGGUAGAAACGUGAGCUGUUGGUUUACCACUUUUCUCUCUUUAUGUUUAGUAAACUUAGUCGUUGCAAUUAAAUGUAUUGUUUUUGAGUCAUGUUCUAGAUUAAAUAAGAUUCAAAUCGUAGCUUAACGUAUGAAGGUCAAUUGUCUCUGUCUACACAAGUAGGCGACAGGUAUGACGGUAUAUUAAAAACGCAAUGCCCCAAUUUAUUAGUUCCUUACUGUACCUACUCAUUGUAUGAAUCAUACAGGAAGUUAUACAACGUGGACUAGAUCCACAUUAAUAUACAUAGACAUUUUUAAAGGAAAGCACAAAAUGUUGAAUUAGGAUAACUUUCAUAUAAACCACGGACCGUUUAUACGUUUAAUCGAAAUUAAAGGACUAUUGGAGUCUUUCUUUUUUCAAAUUAUUAAUUUCAAAUGAUUAAUUUGAAAAAAGAAUGACUUAAAUCGAAAUUAAAAGACUAUUG